Didymodactylos carnosus is the source of this 3006-nucleotide messenger RNA. The record is from the annotation of a GenBank genome assembly. NCBI's taxonomy places the organism in Eukaryota, Metazoa, Rotifera, Eurotatoria, Philodinida, Philodinidae.
AUGACUGCCAAAAAUCGACAUGACGAAUGUCGUUUGGUUAGUGUUAUCAAAUCAUUAUCUAUUGGUAAAGAUUUGUUGCUGGUAUGUAACGAUGAACACUUCAAUCUUGUUCAAUGGUGUGUUUUGAAUGACUAUUUACAAGCGCUAGAGUUGCUAUUAGAAUACGGUUGUAAUCCUAAUCGAGGUUCAUCUUCAACACCAACAGCCACUGUUGUUGAUUUACCAUUAGCAUUGGCAUGCUGUUUUCAAAGAAUGGAUGCCGCACGCCUAUUACUACUUUACGGUGGCAACCCAAAACAAUCGACCUGUAUAUCCAAAUACACACUUAGACGUUUGUCAAAAAUGAAAAAAUUACAUCAUAUUCAAAUCGUCAAUCUCCUACAAAAACAACAUGAUGAGGCGGUGACACCAUUGAAAAUCAUUUUUACGUUCGAUGAUUUGCACAUGUUCAAGGUUUUUUUUGGUGAAACAAGAUCACCCUCAAAUUCUAUCACAUCAAUUGGAACAUUUACAUUGAAUGAGACUACUAAUAAUACAACAGAAGAGAUUUUUAAUUCAUUUCAAUCGGUAGACAAUCUAACAACAAUGACGACGACCACCACUACGAAAACUGUAAUAAAACAACAAGAUAAUUUUGAACAGGACAAUAAUGACGUUUACAGUGAUACGAUAACACCGCAUAAUUUAAAAUCACCUGACUACGAUUAUUAUCUCGAUGACGAAAACAGUGCAGAUGAGAAAGGUGUUUAUAUUAGCGACGAAGAAGACGAUGAUAGCAAAGAAUUGGAUAGUGAGCAGUUGUUAUUCUCAAAGCUAAAUUUAUAUUUGGACACGAAUAGUACUAAUAGAAAACAAGAAAAUGAUAUAUUUAUAACAUCAAGCAGUAGUUACGAGUCUACAAAGUUAUGGGCAUUGCGUUUGCAAACUGAGCAAAAAUCCCAACAAAUGCAACAACAGUCUCAAUCGUUUAUUGAUUUGCCCACAAAUAAAUCAGAAAAGAGUGUGUUCACAAUGAAGAACGGCGAGAGAACAACAACAGACGGUGGCUAUCAGACAAUAUCACUGGUGGACGGUUCUAUUGAUGGUGGUGACUGCACAACAGGCAAAAAGCAAACAACGCUACCUCCCGUGAAUUCUACAACACGAGAAAGUAACGAUUCGUUAUCGUUUCAUCAGUUUAAAGAUAGCAGUACGAUGAGCUUGUGUUCAACAACGAGAGAGAAUCACCAUAUCAAAAGAAAACCAAUCAGCCGUGCAGUAAGCCAACAAAUUGAUAACAUACUUCCAACAUCAUCAGAUCAUCGUCUAUCUUUGCCUGAUGGUCUAAAACCACUGCAUGAAAGUUCCAUUACGUCAACAUCAUCCUCUUGUUUGUCACUCUCAAAUUCCCAAACAAAAACUCCUAUAUUUCAAACCAAAAAUGCCAUCAAAUUAUGUCGUCUAUUAAAUCAAAUGAUUGAGUGCGAAUCAGAAUGUAUUCUGGAGCAUUUUCUAAAACAAAAUCAGCAAGAACUAUACGAUUAUUUUAAUACCGAUAAAACGAACACAAAACUCAAAACAUACGACAUAUUAUCGAAUGUUAAAUCGGAAAAAAUAUAUAAUGUUCUGCUACGUUAUUCAUUUAAAACAACAAUUUGUGAUAAAAAUAAUAACACUUUAUUACAUCUACUGUUUAAAAACAGACCUUAUGAUUAUGACCCGAAACAACUCAAAAUUAUCACUGAGAGAUAUUUGAACAAUGGUUUGAAAGAAUUUUUAAAUCGGCCAAAUUUAUCGAAUGAAUACAUUGUGCAAAUUCUAUUACAAAACGACUAUUUUUUACAGUUACUAUUCUUCUCACAAACGAAAGAAUUUGAAAAUGAUAUCACCCAUUAUUCCCCACUCAUGUGUUCAAAUAAUCGUCAUAAUAGCACAGAUAAACACGCACAAGAUGUUUUUUGCAAGCAACAUCCAUAUCAUUAUUUACCGUAUUGUGAUGUCGACUAUAUCGAAGAGUGGCGUGAAACAUAUUUAAAUAUUAUAUUAUUAUUAGUGGAGAGCGGUGCCAGAAUUGAUAUGCCAACGGGACAAUAUCAAAAUAGUAUUGACUGUUUAUUAUCAUCUCUAGUUGAUUGUAUAAAAAAAACACAUUCAAAUCAACUUGAUGUCAAAUAUUUGAAAAAACUUUUAAUAAUUCUAUAUUCUUCACCAAGACCCACUAAUCGUCAAAUAGCAUUGAAAUAUACUAUUGAACGAUUUAUCCAGUUAAUUUGUUAUAUUCACAUAACAAAUGGUGAGUUAAAUGAUACAAUGGAUAUAUUUCGUUUAUUUUGUCAAUAUGAACACCAACCGAUCAAAUUGAAUAUGAACACAAUUCUUCAUUUGCUCAAGUCAUGGAUGAUCAAUCCAAAUUUUCUUUGCUCAAAUUUGAUGGGAAAAUGCUUGUUUAUUCAACAACUAUUAGUAACUAUCGUACGUUUUCAUUCUCAUGGUGAACAGCUGACAGUCGAAGAUCAUUUUAUUCAUCGAAGAUCAUCCAUAUCAACAACAGACGUAACUACGAUCGAAUUUAAAAGACAGUUGCUAUAUCAAAUAUUACAUUUAAUACCUCUCGUUCAAACGUGUGUACAAAUCAAUUCUAUUUAUGAGCUUGUUUUAGCUGUCAUAUAUCACGGACUGGACCCGAAUAAUUUCGAUUAUGGCUACAGUUUACCAACUUCUGUCUUAUGUGUUCUAAAAAUCACUAACAAAACUCUGGUAAAACGUUUAUUACCAUUUAUUGAUCUAUUUUACAUCACUCAAUCUACAUCGAAUACUGAGAAAUCCAUAAAUUAUAUAAGAAAAGCAGUUCCAACAACAAAUGAAUUGUACCAACAUCUCGACAAACUUAUCGCAAAACCUUGCACACUGAAACAAGCUACUAUGAAAUAUAUCUACAUGAAUUUGAAAAAACCGUUUGUUGAUAGUGUACAGUCUUUGUUAUUGAAUGAAACGUUAAAACAGCGUUUAAUCAGAUUUCAACUGUAA